Molecule: messenger RNA, 4494 nt
Organism: Musca vetustissima
Lineage: Eukaryota; Metazoa; Arthropoda; Insecta; Diptera; Muscidae
Gene: rempA
Product: intraflagellar transport protein 140 homolog
Exons: 9
Coding region: 1-4494 (1497 amino acids)
Biological process (GO): intraciliary retrograde transport
Cellular component (GO): ciliary basal body; intraciliary transport particle A; axoneme
Molecular function (GO): protein binding
Source: RefSeq, a predicted model, not a curated record
AUGACACUUUUAUUUGAUACUAAAGUUGAAUUUUUGGAUGCAGAUGCAGUGGGCACAAUUGGAUCAUGGCAUUCACGCGAACCAAUAUUUGCGGUGGCAUCAUACAGUCAAGAAAGAGGUGGUUCGGUAACUGUUUUCACUGAUACGGGAGAACCUCAACGAGAUGUCACUUAUCCAGUACAUCCAACAUCACAAUGUACCGCCAUGGCCUGGCACCCGGAGCGUAUACUUUUAGUAAGCUGUUGGGAAAAUGGUGACAUACAUGUAUGGUUCAAUGGCCAUCGUGAAUUCGCCAGUGUCAGUGGUCCACACAAAGCCGCUAUAAUCCUUGUCGAAUUCAGUGAACAAGGUGGACGUAUGGUUACUGCUGAUACAAUGGGUCUAUUAACUGGUUGGCGUUGUGACGGUCAAUAUCAAUUUCUUACCAUGUUUUCACAUGAUUUACGUGAUGUCCUUUCGUUGAUAACAUUUCGUCGCACCAUAUGCAGUGAACUGCGUGAAGAAAUGGUUAACUUGGCUAAAGCUGCUGUGGCCGGUGAUGAAAAUGCUUUGGAUACCCUGACAAAUUGGAGACCACGAACAGCUGUGCGAACCGCUACUCACACCGAUAUCAAGGAUAAUUAUUGUUUUUUCGUUUGCACUCAAGUGGGGCAGAUGUAUUAUAUUAAUCAGGGGGGAACGUGCACAGAGGUGGUUAAUAAUAAUUCCGUAUCAAUAACACAAAUGUUAUGGCACCAAAAAAAAGAUGCCGUUAUAUGCCUAACGGAGGAUAUGUCCGUUAUAUUGUUCUUAGUCGAAUCAACGGGUAUUUUAACUGAAUUGGAUCGUGUUAAAUUGAGCUGUAAAUUGACGGGAAAGAAAGGAGCUAUAACAUGGGUUGGUUCUACAUUGGCUAUAAUAACAGGCGAUUUAUCUGUACGCAUUUGGGAUAUUGAGAAAAGUGAUAAUUAUGUACUAAAAAUGGACUUACCCAGUGCAAAGACAUCAACCGUUGGCGAGUAUCAAUCAACAACGGCAGCAGCAGCAUCAAAUUUCUUCAAUCAGGAUAAUGGUAUUGAAAACGGCAUCAUGAUGAAUCAUGCCAGCGGUGCUAUUCGACAUCUUAAGAGCAGCAGCAACACACACAAUAAUUCUAAUGAAUAUUUCACCUGUAUCACUUACAUCAACGACAAUCAAACUUUAAAUGCUGGCACCAAUUUGGGUAAUCUAUAUACAUGGAAACGUAAUGUGGGCUAUAAAUCUGCUGCACCUGAAGAUAUGUGGAAAUUAACGAACAUUUCAUAUUUACGCGGUUCUAUAAAACAAUGUCUGUGGGGUUUUAAUGAGCUGUCGAAGCCAUGUUUAUUGGUUAAUUGUGUGUCCAAUGUGUAUGUCCUGAAGGAACAACCACUGUUGUCCUUUCAUAGCCGUGAAUUGUGGGCAAUUCAACAAAGUGCCCGAACUAUUUUCCUUGCAUAUCAUGACAAACGAAAUUGUACUGUGCAAGCAGAAUUUUGUGUUACAUCACUGGCCUUGGAUGUGGCCAAUAUGGCCUUGAGUAAUGGCCGAAGUAUUACCACUUAUCUCAUAGACAAAGAUGUCACGGAUGCUACGGAGACAUCAUCAUCUAGCGAUAGCCUUAAGACGGAUAAAAAUUCGAAUCAACUGGUUGUGACAUUGUUGCAAACCUUCAAUGCAGAUUGUUUGGCUUUGGGCUUACGCCAACAAAAUGUAUUUUGCCUGACUACCAAUGAUGUAACAAUCUAUUCCAUAGGCGGAGUAGUAUUGCAUAAAAUAAUAUCCAGCACCACGGAGGGGAAAAUAAUCGGCAUGGAUUUGACGGCAACCUAUUUGUCAAUCUUUACAAUGAAUGGCUAUAUCAAAUGUUAUGAUGUGUCACGCCACGAUCCAAGAAUGUUAUUUCCCGCCAAAUCUGCCUAUGAUUUAUUCGAAGAUUUUGGCGAAGUUAUUUUACUCAAAUGCAAUUCGGAUGGCACCCACUUAUCGAUGAUCAUUGCCAAUCGUAGUUUCGCUCCUCAACCCAUUCUAUAUUGUUGGGAUUUCGAAAGAAAUACUUUAAUGGAAUUUGAUAUGCGUAGCGGAGGAGAGAUGGAUUCGGGAGAAUUGAAUUCAUGUAUACCAGUAUCAUUGUGGUGGGAUUCGGAAGAACCUCGGCUGUUGGCAAUGGAAAUCAAAUCUAUGAAACAACAACAUAAUGAGAAAAAUCGAACAAAACCGAAUGACACCACGGCCACCAGUCGACAUGGGUAUGUCGAGGCCGCCGUUUGGCUCUUCUUUUAUUCGGAUAAUAACAAAUUAAAUGUCUUGGAAACUAAGGAUUUGGCUGCCGGUGAACAACUUGUGGACAUGUGUAUUCCUUGUGUGAUAACAUUGGACAUCAGUGUGAUAAGAGAAUCCCCAUUGCGGGAUUUUAGUGAUUUAAAGGAUUGUGACACCUCAACCCGACGUAUGGUUUUGAAUUUCAGCAUGCACGUUGCGGAAGGUAAUAUGGAUUUAGCCUAUCGCAGCAUCCGAUCGAUACAAUCAAAAGCAGUUUGGUCCAAUUUGGCGAAAAUGUGUAUAGAAAGUCAACGGCUGGAUGUGGCUAAAGUUUGCCUGGGUCAUUUGGGUCAAGCCCGCUCGGUACGCUCCAUUCGCGAAGCCUUAGAAGAUGAUGAUUUGGAAAUAGAAGCAAAAACUGCUGUACUUGCUACCGAAUUAAAUAUGCUCGAAAAAGCCGAAGAGCUAUUGGAGAAAUGCGGCAGAUAUGAUCUAUUGAAUAAACACCUGCAGGCCACUGGGAAAAUUGACGAAGCUUUGAAAAUAGCUGAAACACAUGAUCGUAUACAUCUGAAAAAUACCUACUAUCACAAGGCUAAGGAAUUGGCGGAUAAGGGUGAUAUUUCGGGGGCGUUGGAGUAUUUUGAAAAGACUCAAAAUCCGGUACAGAAUAUAACAAGAUUACUUUUGGAUAAUCCCAUAGCGUUGAAGCGUUACAUGCAGAACACCACAGAUCCAAACAUGCUGAAAUGGUGGGGUCAAUAUGUAGAAAGUUCUGGUGAUAUGGAUGGUGCUUUGGCGAUUUAUCAAAAAGCCGAUGAUUGGUAUUCUCAGGUAAAAAUCUUAUGCUAUUUGGGUAAAAUAUCCAAAGCCGAUGCCAUUGCCCGGCAAUCUGGAGAUCGUGCUGCAUGCUACCACCUGGCCCGUCAUUAUGAAAAUGUGGGCAAAUUUCAAGAUGCCAUUAUGUUCUAUACACGUGCUCAAACCUUCAGCAAUGCCAUACGCAUUUGCAAAGAAAACGAUUUUCAGGAUGAACUAUGGACGGUGGCGAGUUCAUCACGUAAUCGCGACAAAGCUGUUGCUGCAGCCUAUUUCGAAGAAGUUGGAUCUUUCAAACGUGCCGUCGAGCUAUAUCAUAGAGCUGGAAUGCUGCACAAAGCCGUCGAUAUGGCAUUUGAAUCGGAACAACCGGAUAUAUUGGAAGUUAUUGCUUCGGAGUUAACAAUUGAUUCGGAUCCCGAAUUAAUACAUCGUUGUGCUGAAUUCUUUAUGGGUGUGGAACAACAUCAAAAAGCUGCACACCUUCUGGCCAAGACAAAACAAUUGAAAAAGGCCAUACAAAUAUGUGUUGAAAAGGGCGUUCCCAUAACCGAAGACUUGGCAGAAAUGUUGACACCUGCCAAGGGUGAGGUGGAAGAAGAUACACGCAUAUAUAUACUUUCACAGUUGGGAGAGUUAUUACAACAACAGGGUGAUUAUCAUACCGCCACAAAGAAAUUCACCCAAGCUGGAGAUAAGGUGCGGGCAAUGAAAAGUCUUCUGAAGUCGGGGAAUACCGAGAAAAUCAUAUUCUUUGCAAAUAUGUCGCGGCAACAUGAAGUCUAUAUAAUGGCCGCAAAUUAUUUGCAAGCUCUUAACUGGCAGGACGAUAAUAAUAUAUUGAAGCAUAUUGUUACAUUUUAUACCAAGGGUCAGGCCUAUGAUUCAUUGGCGAAUUUUUAUGCAAUUUGUGCACAAAUUGAAAUCGACGAAUAUCACAACUACGAAAAGGCCCUGAAAGCAAUGCAGGAGGCCCACACCUGUUUGGGUAAAUUAUGUGGUGGGCAUAGUCAAGCGGCAAUUAACAACUUACAAAGGACAAUGGCCGAUGUCAAAUCGAUAUUGGAUAUACAAAAUGCUCUCAAAAAUGGUGAUAAUCAAGUGGCCAUAUCCGGUUGUCGUAAUAUGUUGAUUAAACCAGAAAUGCCACCAAUACGCCAAGCGGACAUAAUUGCUUUGUUGGUGCGCGCUUUAACAAAUACCAAACAAUAUAAUGAAGCUGCCAAGGCUUUAAAAGAGCUAUCCAUACGAGAUCCUGGUUGGUGUUCGUCGGGAAUUCUAGAAAAAUCGCUCGUACAGAGAAUUGCAAAGGAAUGUAAUUUGGAUUUUGAUUUGAUAUGGAAACCAAAUCAAUCGCGCGCAAUGGACAAUGAUUCCGAUAGUGAUCAAGAUGAGAUACAGGAAGUUUUACGAUAG